CAUUUGGAUGUAAAGACAGGAUCAGGUCACACCCACCGUGACACACAGCCGCCCUCCACUUCCUCAUUCAGUCCAAACGCUCGAUCUCUAUUCACCACAUCAUACACACACAUCCAAGUGUCAGAGAUGAGUUAUCCUGGAUACCCUCCUGCAGGUGGAAGCUACCCGCCCGCCUCCGGCCCGUAUCAGCAGGCCCCGGGCGGAUACCCACCCCAACCGGGAGCUUAUCCUCCCCAGGGCGGAUACUACCCACCCCAGCCCGGAGCGUAUCCCCCCGGAGCAGGAUACCCACCCCAGGCCGGCGGAUACCCUCCUCAGGCUGGCGGAUACCCAGCUGCCCCGGGAGGAGGCUUCCCGCCACAGGCAGGAGGUUACCCCGCCGCCCAGCCCGGGACCUACCCUAACAUGCCCCCUGCAGGCCAGCCCGGUGGAUGGGGUGCCCAACCUGGCUUUGGAGCUCCAGGUGGAGGAAUGCCUCAGGGGUACCCCGGGGGCCCGGCGCCGGGACAGCAGCCCAUGCCAGCCUACCCGGGUGCCCCGAACCCGUCAAUGCCCGGGUAUGGAGGGGGCGUCCCGACCGGACCGACACCACCAGCCGCUCCUGCAGUCAAUAGAGGUUACCGCGGUACCAUUAAGGACGCUCCUGGUGCCGAUCCUCUCAGAGACGUCGAGGUGUUACGGAAAGCCAUGAAGGGCUUUGGAACCGAUGAAAAUGCCAUUAUCGAGCUUCUCGGCAAUCGAUCCAACAAGCAGCGUGUGCCGUUGUUGGCUGCGUAUAAAACCACCUAUGGCAAGGAUCUGGUGCAUGACCUGAAGUCAGAGCUGACAGGAAACUUUGAAAAUUUGGUGUUGGCCAUGCUGAAGUCUCCUUCGCAAUUCGAUGCCUCUGAACUCAGAGAGGCCAUAGCGGGUGCAGGAACCGAUGAGGCCUGUCUCAUAGAGAUUCUGUCCUCUCGUAAUAAUGCUGAGAUUCGGGAGAUUACUAGGAUCUAUAAGGCAGAGCAUGGCAAAUCUCUGGAGGACGCCAUCAUCAGUGACACGUCUGGACACUUCCGCCGUCUGCUCGUCUCUCUGUCUCAGGGUAAUCGAGAUGAGAGAGAGACUGUGGACAUUUCUUUGGCUAAACAGGAUGCCCAGAAACUCUACGCUGCAGGAGCGAAUAAAGUCGGCACGGAUGAGUCUCAGUUUAAUGCGAUUCUGUGCGCUCGCAGUAAACCUCAUCUGAGACAAGUGUUUAAUGAGUACCAGCAGAUGUGCGGCAAAGACAUUGAGAAGAGCAUCUGCAGUGAGAUGUCUGGAAACUUGGAGUCUGGAAUGGUGGCAGUGGUGAAGUGCAUUAAAAACACUCCUGCCUACUUUGCUGAACGUCUCCACAAGGCCAUGCAGGGUGCAGGAACCAAAGACAGGACUCUGAUCCGCAUCAUGGUGUCCCGCUCUGAGGUGGACAUGCUGGAUAUCAGGCAGGAGUAUCUGCGUCUGUACGGGAAGUCGCUGUACACUGCCAUCUCUGGAGACACGUCUGGCGAUUACAAGAAACUGCUCCUGAAGCUGUGCGGAGGAAGUGACUAAAGAACCAGGAAGGCUGACGUGUUACCAUGACGACUGGAUAUGUGACGUCAUCAUUUUAAUCAUGCUCGUAUAUCAAUAUGUCACAGAUAAUCUCACUAGUGUCAUGUUAACUAAUACUGUAAUCUCUCUACAUAGCUUUAAGUUCACAGCCAAAAUAGCAUUUCGUUUGUGCCUUAGAGACAUUAUUAUUAUAGUACAGUUCAAUAUUUGUUAUAUUUUGUUAUCUAAUCAGACUAUGCAUGAUAUCUGGAGAAUCUAUAUUUUGUACAGUGUCUUCAGUACCUGAUGCCAAACUUUGCUGUCGUUCGCAUCCAAAAAAUACAAUCUGUUCUUUAUCGCUGAAAUCUGAAAUGCCUUGGACGUCUGAGUCUCUUGAAGUACUGAAAUAUAUGCCAUAGUUUAUAUAUAGUGAGCUUUAUGAUCUCUAUGCAAAAAGAAUAUAAAAUUACGCCAAUCAUCAUGAAGGUCUUGAUGGGUCAGUCUCAUGAAAAUGUGUCCUAUUUCACUCCAAAAUCAAAACAGAAAACAAGACAUUAGCUUUGCUUAAAGAAAGUCAAGCCUGUUUUAGGAACACUGAGAUCUGUUUAUCACACUCUUUCAUGAUAAUUAGAUACUUUUUCUCCUAAAUUUCCUGUAAUGCAUCAUUUAUGUUAUGUUUUUUGUAAUUUUCUUUUUUCUAAAUUCUAAAAGUGAUUCUUAAUACUGUUGUUAAUAUUUUGUACAACAAAUACUAACAUUUCUCCUUAUAAAUGUAAACAAUUUUAAAUAAUAUUUUUGCAUGCAUAUUUGUGACUCUAAAAAAACUUGAUUUUUCUUUCAUGCAAAAUUUCUUUUAUUUGAGUUUGGUGUGAAAUGUGCUCGAUUUUGUGAGAUUGACCCCGUUUGUUGUCAUCGCCCAUGACUAGCAUGAAUGUGAAUCGCUGCAGCAGUAGAGGGCAGUAAAGUCAGCAAUCUUCCAUCCUGAUAAUCACUAGUUAAGCGGGAGAUUCUGACCUGUUUAUUAACAUGAAGACUACUCUUUUUCAGGGAUUUCUAGUCUGUGUUUAUAGUAUCUUCGCUAAAUCAAACUAAUCUGUACUGUUGUGUUUAGUAACACCUGUGUCUGGUUAAUAAAAACACUUCAUGAAUGAA
Labeo rohita (rohu) is the source of this 2700-nucleotide messenger RNA. RefSeq names its product annexin A11b (gene anxa11b). The transcript has 15 exons. Gene Ontology annotation, cellular component: cytoplasm. Gene Ontology annotation, molecular function: calcium ion binding; calcium-dependent phospholipid binding. The record is from RefSeq and is a predicted model, not a curated record. Lineage: Eukaryota; Metazoa; Chordata; Actinopteri; Cypriniformes; Cyprinidae. Bases 127 to 1569 code for a protein of 480 amino acids. Gene Ontology annotation, biological process: phagocytosis; cytokinetic process.